This is a messenger RNA of Cajanus cajan (pigeon pea), 1409 nucleotides long. RefSeq lists its product as uncharacterized. NCBI's taxonomy places the organism in Eukaryota, Viridiplantae, Streptophyta, Magnoliopsida, Fabales, Fabaceae. The record is from RefSeq and is a predicted model, not a curated record.
UCUCACUCCUCCUAAAGUGUGAUAAAUACUACAAAAUUAACCCACAAAGAGGUGUGUAAGUACAUGCAUGUUAGUGUUUUGUUGAAGAAAACAAGUGAAAGUCUUCACAACAUUUUUUUGCUACCUCACUUCAAUUCUUGAGACAAUGAAGGACACCACCGCCGGCGCCGCUGCGGAGAACGCUGCCGGCGGCGGCAAUAGGGCACGGAGUUCCUUUAGCCACCGUUUGGGGAGAAGGGUCAUGCAAGUCGGCAUGUUGCUUGUUGUGUUUGGUGUGUUGUGGAUGUUCCUAUAUAAUUCUACCUCUUUCUUUGGAUUUCCUUCCUUCUCACAUUAUUACUUCAUUGAUGAGUCACCAAAGGCUGAUUGUGAAUCAAGGCUAGAGGGUGUUCUUAGAAACGCAUCUAUGAAGGAUAAGACAGUGAUAAUCACAACUUUAAAUGAUGCAUGGGCUGAGCCAGGUUCCAUAUUUGACCUCUUUCUUGAGAGUUUUCAGAUAGGAAUCCAAACACAAAAGCUUUUAAAUCAUUUGGUGGUAUUAACUUGGGACCAAAAAGCACAUGCUCGUUGCCUUGCUUUGCACAAACAUUGUCACCAACUUGAAACUAAAAGUGAUGACAAUUUCACCGGUGAAGUAUUUUUCAUGACCCCAAACUACCUACACAUGAUGUGGACAAGAACUAAAUUACUUGGUUCUAUCCUUGAUAUGGGAUACAACUUUGUGUUCACGGAUACUGAUAUAAUGUGGCUUAGAGAUCCCUUCAAAGAGUUUUACAAAGAUGCUGAUUUCCAAAUAGCAUGUGAUUAUUUCAAUGGCAAUUCCCAUGACUUAAAAAACCUUCCAAAUGGAGGGUUUAAAUAUGUGAAAUCGAAUAACCGAUCUAUUUGGUUCUACAAGUUUUGGUUCAACUCUAGGAAUGUUGACCCAAGGUUGAAUGAGCAAGAUGUGUUCAACAAUAUCAAAACGAACCCUUUAGUUUCCAACAUGAAGCUAAAGAUUAGGUUCCUUAGCACUAGCUAUUUUGGAGGGUUUUGUGAGGCUAGCAAGGACCUCAAGAAGGUCUCAACAAUGCAUGCCAAUUGUUGUGUUGGUUUAGAAAAUAAAGUCAAUGAUCUCAAAAUUUUGCUUGAGGAUUGGAAGAAGUAUGUAGCAUUGUCUGAAAAUGAGAAAAAACAGUCACAUCUUUCUUGGAGCGUACCACAAAGUUGCAGGACGUCCUUUCAACGUGCCAAACAAAGGAAGGAAAACUAAGGGAGGUUGUAUAAAGAUAGUCAAAUUGUUGGAGAAUGAUUCACUCAAAUAUUGGAUCUGCGUUGCCAAACUAAUCCUUGUGUCAUGGAAAGGAAAAGUGUAGAAAUGGUACCCACAUCACAUUAAAAAUGUGGUAAACAGAUAAAAAAAAAAAAAA